This is a messenger RNA of Phaeodactylum tricornutum CCAP 1055/1, 1093 nucleotides long. RefSeq lists its product with no specific name. The transcript is spliced from 2 exons. The record is from RefSeq and is a predicted model, not a curated record. Bases 80 to 1051 code for a protein of 323 amino acids. NCBI's taxonomy places the organism in Eukaryota, Bacillariophyta, Bacillariophyceae, Surirellales, Neidiaceae.
GAAGGGGCCUGUGAAUAGGUAGAUACCCCGCUCUCGGUUCUUCUAGACUCUACGCGUUGGGGUUCGCUUCCUUCUCCCCAUGUCACCCACAAAUACUUCCACUCUGGAAUCGUCCGUUGCCGAAAGCAAGAACACAUCGUCGACCCAGAAGCAUUUGCUCAAACACGCAAUCAUGCAGUCCGAACCCGGCAUUUUGACUCCAGCGAGUCGGUCCGACGAGGCCACGGAAGAAGCUAGCAAUGAAGGUCUGAUACACGCCUUUUUUACGAUGGUGCCGGCUGCCGGUGCGGUCAUGAUUGCCAUGCGAGAUCCUCGUUUCGUCAAGUGGACUAAUUGGCAAUCACGAACCGCCUUGGUUGUGAUGCCCACACUCUUCAUGUUCUCCUUCAGUGGGGAAUCGCGGCAUCUCGGCAAAAUGCGAGAAAUUGCCAAUGAAACCAAGCACAGUUCCGAAACGGUCCGCUGGGCCGAAGAUGCCCUCGAACAUAUUGAUGCACCCGUUAUGAAUCAUCGAGAAACCGAAGAACACUUGCUCAAAUUGUACCAAAAGUCGGUGAAAGAUUCCGGCGUGAAUAUAGUCCCCGGUGAUCAGCUUGGUAUACAUCACCGAAUUGCCAAUUACACAGCGGCCAAUCCGAUCAAGGUCCUCGCAACACUGGCCUUGCCCUCCGUGGCGUGGAUCUUUUACGGCAACACCGGUAAGCAGCAUUUGGACUUUUCCGUCAAAUUGAUGCACACGCGUGUCUUUGGUCAAUUCGCCACUAUUUCCAUUCUGUUGGGCGUCAUCGGAUUCAAAGAAUUUAUGGACUACAACGGACGCUUUAUCACCGAACGGGAGGCUAACGAUCGUGUGGAAGAGAUGCAGCAUGUUCGCCAGGCACUCAUGAGUCGACUGCACGCGGAUAAGGAGCAGGUGCAAGCGCAACAACAGAAAAUCAAAAGUGCUCACGAUCAGGAUGUGAAGAACCACGACGUUCACUCGAAAAAGAAAAAGGUCCAGAAGCAGUCUGAAACGCAGGAUGCAACGGAUCCCGUAGCGUCGACUGUCUAGAGAAGUUCACUAACCAUGUAGUAUUUGACUUUAAGAAAGUGA